CAUUAUCCACGGCGACCUCAAGCCUCUCAAUGUUCUCCUCGACACCGGGCUGCGGGCCGUCAUCUCGGACUUUGGCAUGGCCCGCACCAAGCACACGUCUAUCUCGGCCUCCAUAGGCAAGCACAAUGAGAGCAUCGGUGGCACGCUCGACUACAUGGCCCCGGAGAUGCUCGACGACGAGAAGCCCGUGGACUCGACCAAGAAGACGGACGUCUAUGCCUUUGCAAUCACGCUCUUCGAGGUGAUCAACAACGGCAACCGAGUGUGGGUGACAGUCGACGGCAAACCCAUGCGACCCAGCGCCAUCGAGCGCCAUGUGUGCAAGGGCAGCCGACCCAAGCGGCUCGAAGGAGUUCCUGACGAGAUCUGGUCGCUGAUCGAGCAAUGUUGGCACCAAUCUCCAUCGGAGCGACCCAAAUUCGCAGAGAUUCUCACCAGUCUGGAUCCCUACAAAGACCCCAAUCCCGCUGUAGACACUCUGUCCAACAUCAUCUCGUCCUCGCCCCCGUCCUCGAUCUUGUCCUCGCCCACACACACAUUCGAUCUCGCCAAGCCGACUGUGGACCUUGAAACCGGGAACGACUUUCUAUGCUUGCAGCCCGGCUGUCCCGACCGAUCUCUCAGCCCGUGCUCGGUCCAGUCCGACGCUGAUCUGGAUUCCUUCCCAGGCGUGCCGGCUUCCCUCCAGCAGCUCUGCAAACAAGGAGACCCAAAGGCAUGCAUGCAGGCAGCCAAGGCGAUCACUGAGGCCAAGCUCGCAUCGGAUCCGGCUUGGGGACAUGCGGCCCGGCUCUUUCGUGCAGCCGCAAACCACGGCAGCCCGGAGGCAAAGUUCCACCUUGCCUGGCUGAGUCUUGCUGGAAUCGGAACAGAGCAGAGCGACGCCGAGGCCCUGGCACUCUGGCAGCAAAUCCACGACACCUCCAACGACGCAGAGAUAAAGCCCAUCAGCACCUUUUUGCUGGGCUGGCUUUGCUAUCUGGGCCGGGGAUCGCAGCAGCAAAACAAGGAGAAGGGAAUCGUCCUGAUGCGGCAGAGCAAGACCAACGACUUCACGCUUGCCGAGGACAGUCUCGAGCCCGAAUCCGAUCCCGUCUCGUCCAACUCUGUCGUCGCCCAGCUAUUCUUCCGGCUCUGUCUGCUCGGCUCGGAGCAGGACUGGCUGUGCAAGCAUCUAGAAGCCGUCUGCCACAUCGGCGGCUUCGGCACCGCCAAGGACCAGGCCAUGGCUGCGGAUUUGUUCGACAGCCUUGCCAACCAAGGACACGAUGUGAGCCAGCACUGGUUGGGCCGAUGCUAUGGCUGGGGCUGGGGUGUGCCCCGAAACGACCCCAUGUCCUUCAACUGGUACAGCCAAGCUGCGAGCCAGCACAACUCGUAUGCCCAGAGCAUGGUCGGCCGAUGCUAUCGGAACGGCUGGGGAGUUGCCAAGGACGACGUCAAGGCCGUCGAAUGGUACACCAAGUCGGCCGAGCAGGGAAACGCCGUUGCUCAAUGGAACCUUGGUCGCUGCUAUGAGCACGGCACAGGGGUCGCCGUGGAUAUGGAACGAGCUGUGCUAUGGUAUGAAAAGGCCGCUGAUCGGGGACUCACGGCUGCAAGGCAUCGGGCCCAGCGGAUCAAGGACCAGCGCCGAGUCUGAAUCCAAGCUCGGAAGGCCGGAAUGUCGGAAGGCCGGAAUGCUAGAAGCACAAUCAUUAUUUGCACAGCCAAGACCCACUGCCGGAGAAGACCACUUCCACAUACAACGCCCGUCCGCGAACAAGCGAAUGGACACGGAUUCAACAAUCGGAUUCAGUCAUCGAGCACUUUGGAGUUUGCUUGUUGCUCGCCCCAGCUGUGCGACCAAUACGUAAUGGUAUAGGGUUGCUGUCCGGGCUUGCCUUCGGCCCCAAGAGCCAACUUGCAUGCGCUUCCGUUGAACUGCGGCGACUGGGCACUGCAGAUAGCGCCAAUCUGGUGGGCGUUUGCCCAGCUGUACGGAUAAAUGUAGCCUGAUACCAGGGCCAAGAUUAGGAAUAUAUGGACUCGCUACCCACCGGGAGCCGCUGGCACCGGCAAUUCUGUCGAGAGCCAGCCAAUGCUCAGGCAUGCCUCACCGAGGCUUACCAUCAUCGAGGGCGACCAGACC
Molecule: messenger RNA, 2131 nt
Organism: Polychytrium aggregatum
Lineage: Eukaryota; Fungi; Chytridiomycota; Chytridiomycetes; Polychytriales
Exons: 1
Coding region: 77-1642 (521 amino acids)
Biological process (GO): protein phosphorylation
Molecular function (GO): protein binding; protein kinase activity; ATP binding
Source: RefSeq, a predicted model, not a curated record